AUGGACAACCUAGCAGACCGGCUGCGAAAGCAGCUACCAGAUACGCCUCCAGUGUCACCUCCCGUCGGCUUUGCUGGUCAGAAUGGUUUCAGCACACCACUGUUCCAGUCUAAGCCGAACAUAUUAUACAUCAUGGCCGAUCAGCUGGCCGCACCACAGCUGAAUAUGUACAACAAAGACUCACAAAUCAAGACGCCAAACCUUGACAAGCUCGCGGAACGAUCUGUGGUGUUUGACUCAGCAUACUGCAAUGCACCACUAUGUGCACCCAGUCGCAUGGCCAUGAUCAGUGGCCAGCUCCCGUCCAAAAUAGGUGCUUACGACAAUGCCUCGCCGAUAUCCGAAGACACACCAACAUACGCUCAUUACCUACGCAAGCAAGGAUACGAAUGUGUACUGGGAGGGAAGAUGCAUUUCAUCGGCGAUCAACUUCAUGGCUACGAGUAUAGGCUCACGCCGGAUAUCUAUCCAGGUGAUAUGGGAUGGUCAGUGAACUGGGACGAGCCGGACACCAGGCUGGAAUGGUACCACAACAGUGCAUCGAUCCUGCAGGCGGGACCAUGUGUUAGAAGCAACCAGCUCGACUAUGAUGAGGAGGUCAUGUACAAGGCUAAGCAGUUCAUGUACGAUCAUGUACGGAAGCCGGUAGGUAGCAGGCCUUUCUGCCUCACAGUAUCGCUCACUCACCCACACGACCCGUAUACAAUUGAGAAGAAGUACUGGGAUAUGUACGAGGAUGUCGAGAUUGAUAUGCCAAAGGUCAACAUUCCCAAGGAUCAGCAAGAUCCUCACAGCAAGCGUCUGCAGCAUGUCUGCGACCUUGAGGACUACGACUUCACUGACGCUCAGGUGAAGAGGGCCAAGCGUGCGUACUAUGGUGCCGUCAGCUAUGUCGACGACUGCAUUGGCAAGCUGCUUGACACACUGGAGCAGUGUGGCUUGGAUGAUAACACCAUUAUUGUCUUCUCUGGCGAUCAUGGCGAUAUGCUUGGAGAGCGUGGCCUCUGGUACAAGAUGUCUUACUUUGAGUCUUCUGUCCGCGUGCCACUGCUCUUCAGCUAUCCCAAGCUGUGGCAUCCACACCACGUUCCGCAAAACGUCAGCACGUUAGAUAUGCUGCCAACUCUUGCCGAAAUAGUCGGUGCCAAGCUCAUCCCAGGUCUGCCGAUGGAUGGCAAGUCGAUGGUGCCUCAUCUGCGAGGAAAGGACACCCACGACACCGUCUUCGCCGAGUAUAUGGGCGAAGGCACCGUCGCACCCAUGAUGAUGAUCCGUCGCGGCAACUGGAAGUAUAUCACCUGCCCAGCGGACCCAGACCUGCUCUUCAACCUCGCGGACGACCCAUCAGAGCUGAAAAACCUCGCCGCGAGCGACGAACCUUUCACUAAAAAGGUCUACAACUCCUUCGUGGACGAAGCCACGACCAAGUGGGACAUGGAGAAGAUCACCGAGGACGUCCUGAAACGCCAACGUCAGCGCAUGUUCUGCUACUCUGCGCUGAAACAAGGCUUGUGGACGCCAUGGGAUUACAAGGUGCCCGAUGACAGCCAGAACAAGUAUAUCCGUAGCCACAUGGAGCUGGAUGACUUGGAGCGGCGUGCUCGGUUCCCCAUUGUCGAUACUUAUGGGCAGGUAUUGAGAACCCAACCUACAGCGCAGAGCAAGGACAAGUUGUCGGCGAACAUUGCUGCGGCGUUUAUCCCUCACCAGGCUGGUGCUUGUGGGCAGUAA
This is a messenger RNA of Recurvomyces mirabilis, 1731 nucleotides long. RefSeq lists its product as uncharacterized. Lineage: Eukaryota; Fungi; Ascomycota; Dothideomycetes; Mycosphaerellales; Teratosphaeriaceae. Gene Ontology annotation, cellular component: cytoplasm. Bases 1 to 1731 code for a protein of 576 amino acids. The record is from RefSeq and is a predicted model, not a curated record. The transcript has a single exon. Gene Ontology annotation, molecular function: sulfuric ester hydrolase activity.